This is a messenger RNA of Dendronephthya gigantea, 592 nucleotides long. Its product is annotated as protein ZGRF1-like. Lineage: Eukaryota; Metazoa; Cnidaria; Anthozoa; Malacalcyonacea; Nephtheidae. Gene Ontology annotation, biological process: double-strand break repair. The transcript has 7 exons. Bases 11 to 592 code for a protein of 193 amino acids. Gene Ontology annotation, molecular function: helicase activity. The record is from RefSeq and is a predicted model, not a curated record. Gene Ontology annotation, cellular component: nucleus; site of double-strand break.
CUUGCUUGCAAUGCUGUUAUUCUGUAGAUCAAGUGGUCCUAUCACUUGGAAAAUUCUUAUCUCCUCGACAACAAACGUGGCGGUUGAUCGAAUCCUUCUUGGGCUUUUAGAUCUCGGCUUUGAUCAGUUUGUUCGUGUUGGUAGCGUGAGAAAGAUCGCAAAGCCUGUGUUGCCAUUCAGUAUUCACAGCGUUGGAACAGAAUCCCAGGAAUUGAAGGAACUUCAAGGAAUGUUGAAAACGGAAUUGACGAGCUUAGAAAAAGCGUUCGUUCGUAAGAGCAUUGAGAUGCAUAAAUUGGGAGAGAAUAGAAAGCGAUUGGCUAACGUUCGUGUGGUUGGAGUCACGUGUGCAGCGUGCACUUUUGCAUCGCUCGAAAGGCUGAAAUUCCCGGUUUUACUUCUGGAUGAGUGCAGUCAAAUGACCGAGCCAACGUCUUUGCUUCCAAUAGCCAGAUUUGGAUGUAGGAAGCUCGUUCUCGUUGGCGAUCCAAAGCAACUGAAUCCAACAAUCCAAGGCUCAGAACCAUCACACGAAUCUGGUUUGGAACAAACUCUUUUUGAUAGGCUUAUUAAAAUGGUUGGUAUUCCUUGA